AUGAAGGUCGAAGGUCGAACAUUCAUCAUCACUGGCGGUUGUGGAGGUAUUGGAGGUACUGUAGCGAAAUCCAUCAUCGCGAAGGGAGGAUACGUAGUGUCCUUCGAUAUCCUUGACGAUGAGGCCGGUCAAGCCAAAGUUAAAUCGUAUCACCCAGAAAGAGCAUUCUACUUCAAUUGUAACAUCGCCGACCUCGAAUCUGUGGUGGCCGCCACCGAACAAACUCUCAAAGUCAUUCCCAAGGGUUCCCUCUUCGGUGCCGUCCAUUGUGCCGCUAUUGCUCCCGGAAGAAAGUGGAACAACAAGCUGGUAGAUAGUGUUGCUACAUUCUCCAAAGUACUCCAAGUCAACGUUUACGGAACUUUCGCCGUUAAUGCAGCCAUUGCCGAUGCUAUCAACUCCCAAUAUCCAGACGAGGGUCCAUUCGCCCCCCGAGUCACAGAAGAGAGAGGUUGUAUUGUCAACGUCGCUUCUGUCGUCGCUCAACCUGUUCCAGCUCGUUGUCUCACCUACGGUGCUUCUAAAACUGCUGUUCUUGGUAUCACACAAGGUAUGGCCGACUUCCUUGGUCCUUCUGGUAUCCGAGUCAACUCUGUCUCCCCGGCUGUGGUAGCCUCUGGCUUGAUGAGCGCAGACCGAAUUCCUUACUUCACCUCCGAGCUUGAGGCAGGUGUCAUUUUCCCCCGAAGAGUGACGCAUCCCGAUGAAAUCUCGGAUGCGAUUCUGUUUUUGAUCGAAAAUUCCAUGAUGAACGACUUCAACAUCCGGGUCGAUGGCGGAUGGAGAGGCAGCAGUAACUGGGCUGGCCCCGUUGAUCCCCGAAAGAACGCUUUGUCUCUGGAGUAA
This is a messenger RNA of Kwoniella botswanensis, 846 nucleotides long. RefSeq lists its product as uncharacterized. The record is from RefSeq and is a predicted model, not a curated record. NCBI's taxonomy places the organism in Eukaryota, Fungi, Basidiomycota, Tremellomycetes, Tremellales, Cryptococcaceae. The coding region runs from base 1 to 846 and encodes 281 amino acids. Gene Ontology annotation, molecular function: oxidoreductase activity. The transcript has 7 exons.